This is a messenger RNA of Aspergillus ibericus CBS 121593, 1533 nucleotides long. RefSeq lists its product as uncharacterized. The transcript is spliced from 2 exons. Lineage: Eukaryota; Fungi; Ascomycota; Eurotiomycetes; Eurotiales; Aspergillaceae. The record is from RefSeq and is a predicted model, not a curated record. The coding region runs from base 1 to 1533 and encodes 510 amino acids.
AUGGGUAUUUACGAGAGCGUCAUCAGCAUCUCGGCGGACGUGUUCCGGGACGCAAAUGCUGAAUCCAUACGCAGACUCCUUGAAACCGUUUUCGAGCGCAUCAAAAACACCCCCGACCUCAUCAGUCCGAACUUACUCCUGGAUACCGUGAAAAGCCUGACCUGGUAUGUCCUUGCGACUGUAUUCGGAACUGUGGGAAGCAUCUCAAGUAUCCGAGAAGCGGUAUACAGAAAUCAACUCAACGCACCAACCUUCAGCCUAGUCUGGGACCAGGCUGCUGAACUUGCGAAGUUUCUAUUAGAGCUUCUGGAAGCUGCCAAAUGCUACUAUUUGGCGGAUGGAGAGCGGGAUGAGGAUGAUGAGCAUGUGCUGUAUGCGGAGUUCAAUGAGUUGGACUUCUCGCAGCAUAUGAAUCGUCAUGCUGCGAUUUGUCAGGUUCAGAGAUUGGCGUUGUCGGUUAUCUAUAUCCUCAAGAACCUGUUCAAGCCGGUAACGUUCAGUGAGAUCAAGAUGAGUGAGGAAAGUACACUUCAGAGUGAUCGGGGUAUAGAGCUGCGAAGAACCCAUCAGACGAAGACAGUAGCGAGGUCGGCUGUGAAUAGGGCGGAAGAAAGGAAAGAGACUGGCAGAGAGACCGGCGAAAAUACCAGCGAACCGACCUCUGAAACGACCGGCAAGAAAACCAGCAAAAAAACCAGCCCAGACAGCGACGUCACAGUGGCCGCGAGACACGAGAAAUGGUUCUUUGUGAAUGGAGUUGGCGGCGAGAUAUACUGGCUACAACUUGCUUGCAACAAACUGCGGGCAAUGUUUUCCCGGGAGAUCGAGGGGAUUUUCAACAGAGGCGACGGUCUCCUCUGGGAUUUGAUCGAGUGCGCAGGGCAAAGACGCUCACAUGCACACGAUUCCGAUACAGAUGGCGACAUCGCGGAAACGGAUGUGGAUAAAAUCGUUGGAGGCCAAAAGGAUCUCAUUGACUGCACGGCUAGCAGCAGAGAAGCCCAAGCGCUUCUUCUCAGUGAGCUCCGACAGGCGUUGGAUAACAGUCCUCCAGGGCAAUAUAUCAUUAUUAUUGCCCAUUCGCAAGGAUGUCUUCUUUUGAGGAGUGUUCUGGAGAAGCUGAUCAUUGAUGCGACUGCCGACUCCAUAUUGAAAAAAAAACUGAAGGAACGUCUCUGCGUUUUCACCUUUGGGAGUCCGAGCAUGCACUGGAAGAUCCAGGAGUCGUCGUCCAGUACUCCUGCAGAUGCUCAUAUGCGGUACCUCAGUUCUCAUGUCCUCCGCACCGAACAUUUCGCGAACCGACAAGACUUUGUAGCGCAACUUGGUGUCUUAAGUGAGGGUUGCGAUUAUGGGUCGGACGAAAUCUUUAUCAAUGAGGAGAAGGACUGGAUUGGUCAUCUAUUCGGCACACAGUACAGUUUUGACCCCAACCACUAUAAGAAUACACAUUCCCAUCAUUCCUGGCUUUUGGCUUGUCGAUAUGGACGGACAAUUGAGGAGGCAAAAGCGGGACCAAUCGACUCAUCUUAG